Messenger RNA from Habropoda laboriosa, 2041 nucleotides. Its product is annotated as pentatricopeptide repeat-containing protein 1, mitochondrial. The record is from RefSeq and is a predicted model, not a curated record. Gene Ontology annotation, molecular function: protein binding. Bases 170 to 2041 code for a protein of 623 amino acids. Lineage: Eukaryota; Metazoa; Arthropoda; Insecta; Hymenoptera; Apidae. The transcript has 3 exons.
UUUAGGUGAUACUUAGUUUGAAGAUAGCAACCAUUGAAACCACCAUUGAAAUUAAGAUACAAAAUAGUACCUAACGGGAAAAGGAGAUGUUCUAUAUUAAAAGUCACGUAAAUUUAUAUGAAGAAAGUUAUAUUUACUGAGUUAAUAAAGAUUAACUAACAUAUUAAAUAUGUUCUCCUUAAACAGACACGGUUUUGUAUAUAUUAAGAGUCUUAUAGGUUAUACGCAUUAUCAAUAUCAUUACAUCAAACAAGUCAAACAAUAUUUACACGUACGGAACGCGUAUCACCACAUUAAUUGUACAAAACAUGAUGAAAUACAUUUAUCUAGUAUAUUGUGUUCCAGAAAAAAUAGAUGUAACAGAAGAAAUGAUUUAAAUGUUCAAAGUAAAGUGUCAUAUUUAUCAAUUUGCAGCAAAAAGUUUAGUACAAAGGCAAAUACAAAAGAUGCCAAUAUAUUUGGAGAUAUUUCGUAUGAUAGAUAUGAGAGAAUUAAAAUGGAUGAAGCUGAACAAGAAGAAGAGAAAAUUGCAGACUAUAUAAAUAUUCCAAAAUGGCAAAGAUACACCUCUGAUGAAUACUGUCAACUCAUUAAAUCUCAUAUAAUUAAUAAAGAUUUACAGUUGGCAUUAAAUGUACUGGAUUUAAUGAAAGAGAAUAGAGAAAAACCUACUUCAUAUAUGUACAAGCUUUUAAUUUCUGCAUAUGCAAAGCAAGGUGAUGUAAAACAAUGUUUUACAUUAUUUAGAAAAAUGAAGCAAAGAGGUUUAUUUACUUCUCCAAGUAUAUACACUAGUCUAAUUAAUGCUUGUUCUGAAACAACUGAUACAGAAAAAGCAUUACAAUGUUUGACAUAUAUACGUGAAUAUUUGUAUGAAAGAAAAAUAGAGUUAAACAAGCUUCAUUAUACAACUCUUAUUAAGGCUUAUAGUCGGCAUAAACAAAUUUUAACUGCUUUUGAAAUAGCAGAUGAAGCAAAAGAUAAAGGAAUUUGUACACCAGGUAUAAUUGCUGUUUUAUUUCAUGCAGCAAUUUCUGAUAAGGAAAAUGGAUUAAAACUUACUUUGAUGUUGUGGCAUAAAAUGAGGGCAACUAAAAUAAAACCAAACAUACUACAUUAUAAUCUUCUCUUAAGAGCAAUAAGAGAAACAAAGCUGGGUGACUUAAAAGUAAAUGAUAUUUUAAUACCAGAGUUAAAGGAAACUCAAGUCCAACUCAGUGAAGUAACAAGACCAGACUUAUUAAGUUCUCCUCCAGUAUUGAGUACUUCACUUAUUCCUAUACUAAGGAAAAAUAAAUCUAUAAUAUCAAAUGACAGUAAUUUAGAUGAUGUUGUUGAAGAAACACAGUUUCAAAAUCUAAAUGAUAUAUUAUGUGAAAAUCGGUUAAUUUUAUUUGGUGGAAUUGAACAAAUAUUAAAACAAAUGAAAGAUAAUGGUGUAGAACCUAAUAUAAAAACAUACACAUUACUUUUGGAUUUACUUCCAUCUACAAAUGAAGCAGAAAAAUAUCUUCUUAAAUAUAUUGAAGGAAAUCAUUUUCAACCUGACCUAAUCUUCUUUAAUAUACUUAUUAAAAGAAGAAGUCAGAGGAAACGAUAUGAAGAUGCCAAAGCUGUUCUUAAUCUAAUUCAAAUGCAUCAUUUUACGCCAAAUAUUUAUACAUUUGAGGCAUUAGCUCUUGGAUGUAUAAGGCAUAAAGAUGGGAUAGAACUUUUACAACAAAUGGAAACCAUUGGUUAUGCACCAGAUAAUACAAUUUUAGAAAAAUUAUUAUUCAAUGCAUGUUAUCAUAAACAUUUCAACUAUAUAUUAUAUUUAAUGGAUUAUGUAUUAAAACAUCGAAUUAAAUCAACAGCAAAAAUAUUAGCUAUGUUAGAAAAAUUUGAUGGGCUGUUAUUAGAAUGGACUACAGAUGGGGGUGAAUACAAUUACAGGAAAAUGAAUGCAAUCAGGAAAGAUUAUAACAAAUUUAAAAUAAAGUUUGAAAAUUGGAAGGAGAAGUUACAAAAAUAUGAAACUAUGAUUAAAGGACCAAAAUAA